This is a messenger RNA of Fonticula alba, 339 nucleotides long. The record is from the annotation of a RefSeq genome assembly. NCBI's taxonomy places the organism in Eukaryota, Rotosphaerida, Fonticulaceae.
AUGACUCUUUCUCUAGUAAUAUAUACUGCUGGAUACUGUGUAACAAAUAACCACAGAACAGACCUAAACAAAAUAAGUGCUUAUGAGUGUGGAUACAGUCCAAACUCUCACGAAUCAAACCAAUACAAUGCAAACUUCAUAAUAAUAUGUCUAUUAUUCCUACUAAUAGACCUAGAAAUACUAUUCCUAGUACCAUUCCUAUACACUGUUGACUCCAUAGACACUACCACAUGGAAUAUCUUCAUAUACUGUAUGUGCACUAUCAUAGGAGGAAUAAUAUUCGAACUACUAACAAGCUCGUUCGGAAAACUAGGUAAAAUCAUCAAACAAAACAAAUAA